Molecule: messenger RNA, 1004 nt
Organism: Glycine soja
Lineage: Eukaryota; Viridiplantae; Streptophyta; Magnoliopsida; Fabales; Fabaceae
Product: glutathione S-transferase F10-like
Exons: 5
Cellular component (GO): cytoplasm
Molecular function (GO): glutathione transferase activity; glutathione binding
Source: RefSeq, a predicted model, not a curated record
UAUUCCUCACCAAAGCGGGUGAUAGUGUGUCUCAUUGAGAAGGAAAUUGAGUUUGAAACAAUACAUGUUGAUGGCUUUAAGGGAGAGCACAACCAACCUGAGUACCUCAAAUUGCAGCCCGUUGGAUUGAUGUCUGUUGUUCAAGAUGGUGAUUAUACGUGUGAAGAUAUAUCUCUAAUAUCUAACAUUGGAGUAUUUCCUUAUGGGCAAGCCGUAGCAGUGAGGUCCCAUCAUCUCAAUGAGAGAAAGAUCGGGGUGUAUGAGAGAGAUAUAGUUAAAUUUGGAAUCCUUGAUGUUAUUAUCUCAACCUUGAAAGAACCAAGCAAGAUUCUAUUUGUACACAAAUCAAGGGCAGUACUUAGAUACUAUUGUGAAAAGUACAAAAAACAAGGGACUGAUUUGUUGGGGAAGACACUAGAAGCAGGGGAUCUUGUGGAGAAAUGGCUUGAAGUUGAGGCCCAUAACUAUUACCCACCAAUCUACAACUUGGUUAUGCAUAUUUUGGUUCACCCAUUAAAGGGGGAGCCAUUUGACCCAAAAGUUAUUCAAGAGAGUGAAAAAAAGCUUGGGAAGGUGCUUGACAUUUAUGAGGAGAGGUUAUCCAAGGCAAAGUACUUGGCAGGGGAUUUCUUCAGCCUUGCUGACCUUAGCCAUCUCCCAUUUACUCAUUAUUGGAUAAAUCAAGUGAAAAAGGAGUAUAUGCUUAGAGAAAGGAAGCAUGUGAGUGCUUGGUGGGAUGAUAUUAGCAACAGGCCAUCUUGGAAGAAGGUUCUCCUGCUAUACAAAUACCCUAUUUAGUUGCUUAGCUAGAGGAACAAGCUUUUGUGUUUUCUAUGACCUUGAGAAUAAAAUGUUGCCUUGUCUUCAAAGUAGUAGUUGUCAAGGAGUUUGGUAUGGAGCUGUCUAUGAAAUUAAAGUUAUCUAAGAGGCUUUUAGGGUCAAAAUAAAAUAUUGCUAUUUUAAUAUUUUGUGUAUAGAUAUUAGAAAAAAGCCAUCAACUGCAA